CAAGCAUUAUACCUGAUGAAAAGAGCGCGACACUCCGUGACAAUUUAGCACGCUUAUGCGUUGGAUUACGACCAUUAGGUGGACCACCUGUUACGGUUAGAGUUGACCCCGCCCCAGGCUUUGUCUCUUUGAAAGACGACGGUAUACUCCAACAGCUUGGCAUAUCCAUAGAGAUCGGUCGCAUCAAAAACAGCAACAAGAACCCCGUAGCUGAAAAGGCAAUUGCGGAAUUAGAAGGUGAACUUAUUCGGCAAGUUCCUAAUGGCGGACCAGUUACAGAACUCGGCCUGACCAUUACUGUUUCACGACUCAACGCACGCCUGCGCAGAGAAUGUAUAUCUGCUCACAAACUAUGGACACAAAGAAACCAGUUUAUUCAUGAACAACUUCCAUUGGAAGACAGGGACAUUAUCAUCAACCAACACAAGACCCGUCAAAGAAACCAUUCAUACAGCGAAAGGCCGAAGAACACCAAAACGGUUGGCAAAAGUACUUCACAAAUACAUGUCGGAGAUCUCAUAUAUUUACCCGCUGAACACGACAAGACUCAGCCACGAAACCGCUACUUGGUUGUGUCUGUUGAUAAGCCAUGGUGCUUUGUCAGAAAGUUUUCUGGUAACCAACUACGAGCUUUGGCUUACAAA
Messenger RNA from Paramuricea clavata, 644 nucleotides. The record is from the annotation of a GenBank genome assembly. NCBI's taxonomy places the organism in Eukaryota, Metazoa, Cnidaria, Anthozoa, Malacalcyonacea, Plexauridae.